This is a messenger RNA of Aegilops tauschii subsp. strangulata, 1585 nucleotides long. Its product is annotated as F-box protein At1g67340. The record is from RefSeq and is a predicted model, not a curated record. NCBI's taxonomy places the organism in Eukaryota, Viridiplantae, Streptophyta, Magnoliopsida, Poales, Poaceae. Gene Ontology annotation, molecular function: protein binding.
CGAAACAUCUAUCUCCUCUCCUCUCCUCUCCACUCCACCACCGCUUCUCCUUCUCCCCGUCCCGCGGCCGCCCCCCCUCCUCCCUCCCUCCGGAGACCGGCCCGCCACCACGGCUCGUGCGGCCAGAGAUAAGAUGAGGACGAGGAGCGGCUCUCUCUAUACCUGCGGAGGUGUCGAGCCAGCGGCUCCCGUGGCCGGGCAGAAGAGGAAGAGGUCGCCCGCCGCCGCCGGCGAAGUGUGCGGUGGGCGCCGGAAGCGACAGGCUUCCGGGCCGGACUAUUUGGAUGGCAUCCCUGACGACCUCGUGCUCUCCAUCUUCUCCAAACUCGCCGCAUCUGCGAACUCCCCCUCCGACCUGCUGUCCGUCCACCUAACAUGCAAGAGGCUCAACGGCCUGGGCCAGCAGGACAUGGUGUUCGCCAAGGCCUCGCCGGCGUCGCUCGCCGUCAAGGCGGCGGCGUGGUCGGAGCCCGUUCAGCGGUUUCUCAAGCGCUGCGCCGACGCCGGUAAUCUUGAGGCGUGCUACAUUCUAGGCAUGAUCCGGUUCUACUGCCUUGGCAGCCGGAGCGGUGGCGCGGCUCUGCUCGCGAAGGCGGCUGUCGGCGGGCACCCGGCGGCGCUCUACUCGCUGGCCGUCAUCCAGUUCAACGGCAGCGGGGGCGCCAAGACGGACCGCGACCUGCGCGCCGGGGCGGCGCUCUGCGCGCGCUCCGCUGCGCUGGGCCAUGUCGACGCGCUCCGCGAGCUCGGGCACUGCCUCCAGGACGGCUACGGCGUGCGCCGCGACCCCGCCGAGGGACGCCGCCUCCUCGUCGCCGCGAACGCCCGCGAGCUCUCCCUCGCGCUCGCCGCCGCGGCGGCCAGCGCGACCUACCCCUUCGCCUCCCUCCCCAUCAGCGCCGUCGCAGGCGGCGCCGGCGGCGUCAGCAGCAGCCCACUCCUCUCCGACUUCGGGUGGAGCCUGCCGGAGGCGGAGCCCCACACGGCGAACCAGUUCAUGUCAGACUGGUGGGCGUCGCGCGGCGUGCAGGCGUGCGCCAAGAAGACCGACGCGGCGGCCACCGGCGGAGACGGCGAGGGCGAGCUACGGCUGUGCUCCCACAUGCGGUGCGGGCGCAAGGAGACGCGGCGGCACGAGUUCCGGCGCUGCUCCGUGUGCGGCGCGGCCAACUACUGCUCCCGCGCGUGCCAGGCCCUGGACUGGAAGCGCGCCCACAAGGCCCAGUGCGUGCCCAUGGACCGCUGGCUCGUCGGCGCCGCCGCCAACGCCGCCGCGCCCCAGCAGUGACCGCCCCAAGGGGCAACCGCCGGCGCAACGUCCGGCAACAAGUAGCAGCACUGGAGGGUCCACGGCGAGGCCCGUGGACCAGGCGUAGCGGAGUGAACGACGGUGAUGAAUGAGGAAGCGUUUUUCUGGCGUUUUGCUUUCUUUUUGCGGCCGUUUGUGUGUCGUCUUGUCAGAUGUACGUACUCUACUCUACUAGGGAAGAGGAGCAGGCGAGAGAUUCUACCGCGGCCAGCAGAACUCUAGCCUUGUUUUCUCUCUUUUAAAUUAAUUAUUAUAAAUUAGCCCCUCUUAAAUUAA